CAUUGUAGUAAUCAUUACAAUCAUUACUUACUGUUAGAUACAAUACAGAGAUAUGGUGAUAACAUAACGAUCAAAAGUAUCGAUAAGGUAGAUAUUUAUUAACUUGAUAGCUUUGCUUGUGAUCUACAUCGAUAAAACAGAUAAAGAACAGAGUCGAGGUUCUUUCAGUUUGCCUCAGCCUCUCAAUAAAAGUUGAGGCUUUUAAACAUUUAGACACGCGUGGUAUUGUGUAGAUAGUAAUUGCAUAAAUUGAAAUAAAAUUUUAACAUAAAAUUGACAGAAAUUUUAAAAUACAAUGCUUGAAAAGGCGAUAAAAGAAUGCUCUGUUUCAGAACAUGCACCAUUAGAUGUUAUACAAAAUGCUAUGGGUGUGAUGGGCCCAUGGCACAUUGUUAUUGCUGUGGCAUUGUCUCUUGUAAAAUUUCCGGUUGCUUGGCAUCAACUUUCCAUUGUAUUUCUUGCACCUCCAACUAAUUUUACAUGUGCUGCUCCAAUCUCAACCACUAAUGUAUCUACAAUAAUGAAAUGUUAUGUAGAUGUAGGGAAUGGUACAAUGGAGAAGUGUACAAGUUUUAAAUAUGAUAGGCGCACAUUUAAAGAGAGUAUAAUAACUCAAUGGGACUUGGUCUGUGAUAGAGAACAAUUAGCAAAUUUUGUACAAUCUUGUAUAAUGUUUGGAGUUCUUAUUGGUAACUUAGUAUUCAGUAUAAUGGCCGAUCGAAUUGGUAGAAAAAAGCCUUUGAUGAUUGCCAUAGGACUACAAUCAUUAACUGGAUUUAUAAGUGCAUUUGUUCCAUGGUUUGAAUUAUUUGUGAUAUUUAAAUUUAUUUCUGCUGUAGCUACAGGUGGUACUAUGCUUGUUAGUUUUGUUUUACUUAUGGAGAUUGUAGGAGUAGAAUGGCGUUCAAUUAUGUCAGUCCUUUUCCAUGUGCCAUUCUUACUGGGUCACCUAAUGAAUCCUUUAAUUUCAUAUUUAACACAUACGUGGGAUGGUUUUCAAAUGGCAGUUUCCAUACCAUCCCUUUUCUUAUUAUCAUAUUAUUGGAUUAUACCUGAAUCACCAAGGUGGUUACUUGCUGUUGGCAAGCUAUCGAAAGCAGAACAAAUUCUAGUCAAAGCAGCUGGCAGAAAUAAAAUACCAAUAGAAAAUGUUAAAAUAGCAAUUGAAACAUAUGAAAGUAAUAUUGGACUUCGUCAUAAGCAAAGCAAAGAAAAAUAUAAUAUAACACACUUGUUUAGAACUCCCAAUUUAAGAUUAAAAACUAUUUGUGUAUGUCUUAAUUGGUUUGUGUGUGGUACUUGCUUUUUUGGAUUAGCACAAUAUAUGGGUUAUAUUGAUGGUAACAUUUUUGUAAAUGUUGCUGUAUCAGCUGCUGUUGAAUUGCCUGGAACUAUAGUAGUUUUAUUCUUAAUAUCACGUGUAUCACGUUUAAGAAUUCUAAUAAGUGGAAAUCUUCUAUCUGCUGCAAGUUUGCUAUUACUAGCUGUGAUAUCAAAUUCAAAUUUCACAGUACUUUUGGCUACAUUAGGUCUUGCAGGAAUGUCACUUAGUUUUCCAACAAUAUAUCUGUAUAGCAGUGAGGUAUUUCCAACUGUAAUUAGAAAUGUUGGUGUUGGUUUAGGAAGUGUUUGUGCAAGGGUUGGGAGUAUGAUUGCUCCAUAUAUUGCAACAAUGGGAAAAGUUGCACCGUGGUUACCACCAUUAAUAUUUGGAACUGGACCAUUACUUGGUGCUUUAUUAUGUUUCCUACUACCAGAAACAAUGAACUGUGAAUUACCAGAAACUAUUGAAGAUGGUGAAAAUUUUGGGAAAAAACAGACUAAAAAAGGUGCAACAAAAUAAUAUUUAUUUAAAAUUAACAAUAAGAGGGAAGCCCACAAUAAAAUAAUGAAACAGAUCCUGCCUCUUAAAACAAUAAAUUUACAAAUUUUAUAUUAAAAACUGUAACUGU
Bombus pyrosoma is the source of this 1952-nucleotide messenger RNA. Its product is annotated as organic cation transporter protein-like. The transcript has 9 exons. The record is from RefSeq and is a predicted model, not a curated record. The coding region runs from base 296 to 1843 and encodes 515 amino acids. Gene Ontology annotation, cellular component: membrane. Gene Ontology annotation, biological process: transmembrane transport. Gene Ontology annotation, molecular function: transmembrane transporter activity. Lineage: Eukaryota; Metazoa; Arthropoda; Insecta; Hymenoptera; Apidae.